This is a messenger RNA of Wasmannia auropunctata (little fire ant), 2019 nucleotides long. RefSeq lists its product as uncharacterized. The transcript has 4 exons. Lineage: Eukaryota; Metazoa; Arthropoda; Insecta; Hymenoptera; Formicidae. Bases 599 to 1855 code for a protein of 418 amino acids. The record is from RefSeq and is a predicted model, not a curated record.
AAACGUGGACGGCAUACGGAUGAUGGCUUAGUUUAGGCACAUGCUGUGAUUUACCCAUCGGCACCAAUAAGCACCGGUUCGCGGCCGCAUGUGCGCCUAGCCGGCUCGUCACGCAAUUAACAAUCUUGUACAGGGACCCGCUCGUUUACAUACGCGAUCGCGUUAGAGUGUGGAGGUGUGCGACGCCGAGGACGACCUGGGACCGUUAUGAGUCUUUUCGAGACCAGUCUUGUCCCAACGGCCGCCCGCGAACCUCGUUAUAGUCCGUGAAAAUCAUCAAUUUCUCGACGAUCGUCUGAAACCUUCGGAAAUAUAUUUUUUCGUAGAAUGAUAUAGAAAUAUCUCAGAUCAGAAGUGUUUGAACUUUUUUUAAGUCAUCUCAGAAUUGUCUGAAUAUCGAUUCUUUCGACUUGAAAUCUUUCAAGGUUAGUGUAAAACGUCUUACAUCGAUUUUGACAGUCUUAGGCUUUUAAAUCUUUUUCGAAUGGUUCUUGAAUUGUGAAAGUUUAUGCUAAAGAGUAAUAGCAAAUUUGUGCACUUUUAUAAAGUGGGUACUUGAAGAAAUUUUAUUUUACAUCGAUAAAAGAAAUAUUUCACCAUGAAGAUAUUAUGCAGUUUGAUGAUGGUAAUGAUACUACGGCAGGCUAUCGCUGGAAUCGUUAGGAAGCCGCCGGCCUUUUCAACACCAGUGUAUUCAAAUUCGUACCUCCCCGCUGCCAUGCAGGUAAUUUUUCAUGCGGUCGAGCAACUGAAACUGCUCCAAGCGGAAGAAAUAUCGCAGGUAGAGGUAGAGUUAGCAACUUCCUCAUCGAUAUCGACAACCCAAUCUAUGAAGAAGGAUCAGCAAUCGCAAUCGACGACGCCCGUGGGAAUUUCCAUAAUUUCAACUGCUUCGACCGCGAAAGUGCAUGACGAGAGGAUAGAAAGUCCCACGAUGUCAACUUCGACACUGGCGAGUCGAGGAUCAUCCAAGACUAACGACGAUCCGACCGAAGUCGUUCAACGCUUGGCCACUUCGACGGCGAGCGUUGUAUCCGAUCACAAAGAGACGCCAGAAGUGAACGAGGAGACGACCGAGAAGAAUUAUGAAUUACAGGCCACGCCGGAAACGAAUCACGAGUCACCGGAGCCCGUGCAGGAGACUCCGGAGUCGAAUCAGGAAAUCCCGGAGCAGAGCGAAGGAAAAUUCUCGAAUACUGAACGCUCCUUCCGCAAGGUAUCAAUCCAAACCCAAACUCCGCAAUACAACGAUGCGUCGCGACAACAAUCGACACAGGCUUCUGUCACGCAAGUGUCGGAUGACCAGAAGAAGAAGGAACCGACCGUCGAUAGUGUCGUGGAUGAAAUUUACGGAAUCGUGAAGACAACCACAUCCCUCUUCAGCGAGGAAUCGGAUGACACCGACGAGUCGAAAAGCGUGGAAAUAUCAAUCGAAAAAUCAGAAAAAAUUGAGGACGAAGAAGAAGACACAAGGUUCUGUUUACUCGGUGAAAGAGUGGCCCAAGUGCCGCGUCCAAGUUUGAAUCAUUACUUGAGGCGUUCCAAAAUACCGUCCAGGCCGUCUCUUCAGCAACUAGCGAACCUUUAUGACGCUCUGAGCAAAGACGCGCGGAAGCAAGGAUUCGCACGUUUUGCUGGCUACACGGACGAAGUCUUAAAGAUUUUGCACACAUCCGCCGAAGGUGGCGUCGGACCGCAGCUGAAGCAGCUGCUAGAGAAGGUGAUAGAGAAGAACGAGCUCACUAGAGAUGAUGCCAAGUUGAGAACGUCGCAGGCGCUGCGUGAUCUCGACAAUCCUGCCAGCGCGCUCAGCAAGGACCUGAGACGUUUGUUACCGUUGCGUUAUACGCUCUAAUUUUUUGAAAGAGUUGCAGUAUUCUUGGAAUUUUUAGAAACGAAAUACGAACAUUGUAAGAAAAAGUUUAUUUCCUUAUAAAAAGAAAAAGUAAUUAUAUCCAUAUAGAUCAUAGAAAGAUACUGAAUUUUCUAAAUUCUUAUUAAAUAAAAUAUGAAAACUUA